Chaetomium fimeti is the source of this 4107-nucleotide messenger RNA. Its product is annotated as glycosyltransferase family 2 protein. The record is from RefSeq and is a predicted model, not a curated record. Gene Ontology annotation, cellular component: cell septum; cell periphery. Bases 238 to 3849 code for a protein of 1203 amino acids. The transcript has 4 exons. NCBI's taxonomy places the organism in Eukaryota, Fungi, Ascomycota, Sordariomycetes, Sordariales, Chaetomiaceae. Gene Ontology annotation, molecular function: chitin synthase activity.
CCAAAAUUCGUCCGAUUUCAUCCAGUUCCUGGUUGCUUUCCAAAACAAGCGCCGUACACAGUAGGUUGAUUUCUACUUUUCUUGAUGCCAGCGGUGCCAGCACUUUUUGUUCUCAGUUUCCCGAUGAGGUGAUUGGGCUUGCCGCUUUGCUUCCACAACAACAUCGCGUUUUCCCCUUCGUCCCAAGGUCGUGUUUCCGAGGCGACCGUUGGCGGAGACCCCGAUCGCAUUGGGAUCAUGUCGCUUCCUCAGAGACCGGGCGCGACGCCCUCGUACGAAGAACGCCAUAGCUACCGACAGUCACAAUCGCGACGCCAGCAGCGUCCCGCCGAUGUCGAGGCCGGCGGCUAUGUCCCCGUCGGCGGCGGGCAGCCACUCCAUCAACAGAGAACCCCCCUGUCGCCAACAUCACCCCACGCGCACGCGCCGGACUCGCCCUUCCAGCGCAAGAGGAGCCUCGUCAGGCCGGAGCGGAAUAGGAUAGGGAAAGACCACCCAAACUAUCACUACCGGAAGCAUGCGGCGAAUAUGAACAUAUUGCCGUCCUCGACGGGCAAUGACCCCAUUGCGGAGGACCUGGAAGGGACAACCGACUUAUCUAAUUCUAAUUCCGGCUCGAGGAACGACGAGGUUCUUACAGACGCCACUCCGUCGCCGAGGAGGGUCCGUUCAAAAAAGCACCGCAGUGUUGAGACGGAGAAGCCAAGCCGGGCGAGGCGGAGGGCGUCGAGCGCGGCGAAACACGGCAAAAUCACGAAGGAGUCGAAGCGUCAGCGGCAGCAGGCCGAACAGUUGCGGCCACCGAGUCUCUGGAACAUCUACUGCUCGAUAAUAACGUUCUGGUGCCCCGGUUUCAUCCUCAAGUGCUUUGGGUUACCCGCCAAGGCCCAGCAGAGAGCAUGGAGGGAGAAGAUGGGUCUCAUCAGCAUUAUCUUGUUCAUCAUGGGCGUUGUGGGCUUUCUCACCUUCGGCUUUACUCAAGUCGUCUGUGGCUCGCCCCCAUUGCGACUGCGGGUGAACGAGGUCGGCUCGGGUUACAUGAUCUUCCACGGAUCUGCCUACAACUUCGAAGGAUCCGGCCAUCCCGUAGCGGAAGGGAUCCCCCUCCGUGCGGACGGCAACGCCUCCAACGUGCUCUACGACUUGCCCGAAAAGCACGGCGGGAAAGACGGAAGCUUCUUGUUCCAGAACGUCAACGGCAAGUGCAAGGGGCUCAUCUCAGCAGCGCCGGAUUCAGAUGUCCCGACCGACGGGAGCGGCGGUUUGGCAUGGUACUUCCCUUGCACAACCUUCCACCAGGACGGUUCUACGCGGCCCAACAUGACGAUCCCGUACUACCCCGGUUAUGCCUGCCACACGAGUGCCCGGGCCCGAGACACGUUCUACCUAGAACUUAGCGGUGCUGCCGAUGUCUACUUCACCUGGGACGACAUCAAGAACAGCUCCCGCAACCUCGUUGUUUAUUCUGGCAAUGUCCUCGAUUUGGACCUGUUGCAUUGGUUCGACGAUUCGCAAGUCACCUACCCCGCGCGCUUCAAGGAGCUGAGAGACACCGACUCGGCAGCAAACCAGGCCAUCCGGGGCCGCGACAUCACACGCGCUUUUCAGUCCUCCAGUGACAAGCAGUAUGCCGAGUGCUUCGAGGAGAUCCUCAAGGUGGGGUCGGUUGACACGGACACUGUUGGGUGCAUCGCGUCCAAGGUCGUUCUCUACCUUUCACUCGUCUUGAUUCUGUCCGUUGUGGUCGCAAGGUUCGUGCUCGCCAUCGUCUUCCAAUGGUUUAUCAGCAAGACCUAUGCUGCGUCCAAGACCUCGCAGACAGCGGACCUGCGAAAGCGCAACAGGCAGAUUGAGGACUGGUCCGAGGACAUCUACCGAGCCCCGCCCCGCAUGCCCGGCGACCUUGGAAGCAGCGUCAACGGCUCCGAUCGGCAGAGCAAGCGCAGCAGCACCUUCCUCCCCACAACAUCCCGGUUCUCUGCUGUUUACGGUAACGAGCGUGGUAAUCGGAGGUCGGGGGUUCCCACCACCAUGGCAAGCCAGAACGCGGCCGGUCAGCUCCUCAACCCCAACUUGAUGUAUCGGCAAGGUAACGACAGCCGGUCGAGCUUCCUCAAAUCAGACCCGUACGCCACAAGCAACAGCCCUACCGAUGGACCUGGACCUGCCGGUUUUAUUCACGAGGCCGUGGUUCCCCAGCCCCCCUCAGACUGGGUGCCGUUCGGCUAUCCCCUGGCCCAUGCGAUCUGCUUGGUGACUGCCUACUCGGAAGGUGAGCUGGGCAUCCGGACAACUCUGGAUUCCAUCGCCAUGACGGACUACCCCAACAGCCAUAAGGCGAUUCUGGUCAUCUGCGACGGCAUCAUCAAGGGCGAGGGAGAAACAUCUUCGACCCCGGACAUUGUUUUGAGCAUGGUGAAGGAUCACAGCACCCCCCCUGAGCAGGUCGAAGCAUUCUCGUACGUCGCCGUCGCUAGCGGCUCGAAGCGGCACAACAUGGCCAAGAUCUACUCUGGCUUCUACGACUACGGCGCCAAGUCGGCCAUUCCCCUUGAAAAGCAGCAGCGGGUUCCCAUGAUGGUGGUUGUGAAGUGCGGUACUCCAGACGAAGCGACCAAGUCGAAGCCCGGAAACCGCGGCAAGCGUGACAGCCAGAUCAUUCUGAUGUCUUUCCUCCAGAAGGUCAUGUUCGACGAGCGGAUGACGGAGCUCGAGUACGAGAUGUUUAACGGACUAUGGAAGGUCACGGGCAUCUCACCCGACUUCUACGAGAUCGUGCUCAUGGUGGACGCCGACACGAACGUUUUCCCCGACAGUCUGACGCACAUGAUUUCUGCCAUGGUCAAAGACCCGGAGAUCAUGGGAUUGUGUGGCGAGACAAAGAUCGCGAACAAGCGGGCCAGCUGGGUCUCGGCCAUCCAGGUCUUCGAGUACUUCAUCUCUCACCACCUCGCCAAGUCUUUCGAAUCGGUCUUUGGUGGUGUCACCUGCCUUCCCGGAUGCUUCUGCAUGUACCGCAUCAAGGCGCCCAAGGGCGCUCAGAACUACUGGGUCCCGAUCCUGGCAAACCCGGAUGUGGUUGAACACUACUCGGAAAACGUGGUUGAUACGCUGCACAAGAAGAACCUUCUCCUGCUCGGUGAGGAUCGGUACCUGUCGACUCUGAUGCUCCGGACUUUCCCCAAGCGCAAGCAGGUCUUUGUGCCGCAGGCUGUGUGCAAGACGACGGUGCCGGACACGUUUAUGGUGCUGCUCUCACAACGCCGUCGCUGGAUCAACUCGACCAUCCACAACCUGAUGGAGCUUGUCCUAGUCAGGGACCUGUGCGGCACAUUCUGCUUCAGCAUGCAGUUCAUCGUCUUUAUCGAGCUUAUCGGUACCCUUGUCUUGCCUGCCGCCAUUGCGUUCACAUUUUAUGUUGUUAUCAUUUCUAUCGUCAAUCAACCUCCGCAGAUCAUCCCCCUCAUUCUGCUCGGUCUUAUUUUGGGCCUGCCAGCGGUCCUCAUCGUCGUGACAGCGCACAGCUGGUCCUACGUCGUGUGGAUGUUCAUCUAUUUGCUCUCAUUGCCCGUCUGGAACUUUGUACUGCCGACGUAUUCGUUCUGGAAGUUCGAUGACUUCUCGUGGGGCGACACCAGAAAGACGGCGGGCGAAAAGACCAAGAAGGCGGGCAUCGAAUACGAGGGCGAGUUCGACAGCAGCAAGAUCACCAUGAAGCGGUGGGCCGAGUUCGAGCGUGACCGCAGGAUCCGCAACAACAGCUACUGGGGCUCCACCGAGAACAUCGUCGGUGGCGGGAGCCAACCGGUGAGCCAUGGACCGUACGACGGUUACUAUUCGGAUCAGUGAGCUUGGGGUAGCGUGCUUGGAGAGCCUUCUUUUCUUCCUUUAAACUUGGGGCGCUCGCCUGUCUUCCCUCUUUCUUCGUUCUGCCUCGAGCCCGCUUGUGCUUUUUUUUUUUUUUAUAACUUGGCCAUGAUCUCUGAGAAUCGGAGAAAUUCAGGAGCAUCCUGAUGGCGCACGUUUGGCUCUUCCGGACGCCUUGGUUUAUGAUAAGCGUUGACGUUGUAUAUAAUUGCGCGAAGGCCGUAGUACGCUGUUAAUAAU